GCGUAAACUCGUCCGUCCUGAAGAUGUCGUAAAACUUAAAAGCUCCUGCUUGACCUCUGGCUGUUACAAAGCGCUGACACUGGAGACUCCUUCCAUAUAAGUUAAAUCAACGAAUGCCUCAUUUUGUGGAGCGUCUGACGUACGAGUCUUUGUGUACGAGGUGUUGCUAUAGAAACGAUAUGUUUUUAAAUGUAGUGUUAAUGUUAAUGUUAAUAUAAAUCUGUGAUGUGCAGCUGCGCUAUUGACAGAACUGCUGUUAUAGAAAAUUGAUCAACACCUCCUCUACUGACCAAUCACAAUGCGGUAUCUUAAUAUUUAGCGGAUCGGAUCGGACCGGACCGGCCCGGGAGAGAGGAUGGCGUCCGACUCGCCGUCUUCCUCCUCUAAGGGGAUCAUGACGUUUUACCCGACGAUGGAGGAGUUUAAGAGCUUCAGCCGCUACAUCGCGUAUAUGGAGUCUCAGGGAGCGCACAGAGCCGGCCUGGCCAAGGUCGUCCCUCCGAAGCAGUGGAAGCCCAGACGCUCGUACGACGACAUCGACGACCUGUUGAUCCCGGCGCCGAUCCAGCAGGUGGUGACGGGUCAGUCCGGGCUCUUCACACAGUACAACAUCCAGAAGAAACCCAUGACCGUGAAGGAGUUCCGCAAAACAGCCAACAGCGACAAGUUCUGCAGCCCUCGCUACGACGACUUUGAAGAGCUCGAAAGGAAGUACUGGAAAAACGUCACCUUCAACCCUCCCAUCUACGGAGCCGACGUGAACGGGACGCUCUACGACCCCGAUGUAGAAGAGUGGAACGUGGGCCAUUUGAACACCAUCCUGGACACGGUGGAGCACGAGAGUGGCAUCACCAUCGAGGGGGUGAACACGCCCUACCUGUACUUUGGCAUGUGGAAGACCACGUUCGCUUGGCACACAGAGGACAUGGACCUCUACAGCAUUAAUUACCUUCACUUCGGGGAACCAAAGUCAUGGUAUUCUGUGCCUCCGGAGCACGGGAAGAGACUGGAGCGUCUAGCUAAAGGAUUUUUUCCCGGAAGUUCUCAAAACUGCGAAGCUUUUCUCAGACACAAGAUGACUCUGAUCUCUCCGUCCAUUUUGAAGAAAUACGGCAUCCCUUUCGAAAAGGUCACUCAGGAAGCUGGAGAGUUUAUGGUGACGUUCCCGUACGGCUACCACGCCGGAUUCAAUCACGGGUUUAACUGCGCCGAGUCGACCAACUUCGCCACGCAGCGAUGGAUCGAUUAUGGAAAGCAGGCCAUUCUGUGUUCGUGUCGGAAGGACAUGGUGAAGAUCUCCAUGGACGUGUUCGUGAGGAAGUUCCAGCCCGAGCGCUACGAGUUGUGGCUGGCGGGGAAAGACAACGCUCCCAUCGAUCACACCAAACCCACUCCAGAGGCGGCGGAGUUCCUGGGAGGCAAGAAAGGAAACUUCGGCCAUCGACAGCCGUAUACGCAGAACCAGAGCAACGACUCGUCUAAAAAAAGUGUGGCCAAACAGAGAAUCGGUACUAAGAGGCACCGUGUGUGUUUGGAGGUACCGGAUGACGUUCUGCCAAAGAGCGAAGCACCGCACGACGACUCCGAGUACGGGAAGAAGGGACGCCUGUCUCCACGGGCCGAGCCGAGCCGGGACAAUACCGAGUGCAGCAGUCAGUCGAGCGUAAAAUCCGACAGCAGGAAGUGGCUGAAGCUCGGAGAUCGUUCAGAGAGCGCGUUCUGUGUUAAAUCGGAGAACGCCGCGGUGACCUCAGAGUGUCCUCAGGCCCCGAGGAAAAGCCAUCUGUCCAUCGCCACCGUCCCCAUGGCCUCUCACUGUCUCUCCGCCCUACCCUGGUCCUCCACCAAGCCCGGGGUGGCCAGCCUGCUCUUCCACAGGACCCUGAGCCCCUCCGACGCCUUGCAGGUCCACACGUACGCCGCCAAAGCCACGCUCCGUAAACCUCAACAUCCCCGGGUCCAGGACUUCAGGAAUUCGGAAUCCGAGUCGGAGUCAGAACCCACACCCAAGCUAGAACCCACACCCGAUCUGAAACUCGGAGCGGGCUCUCCGGAACGCGGCACGGGCUCUCUGGAACGCGGCGCGGGCUCUCCGGAACGCGGCCCGGGCUCUCCGGAACACAGCACGGGCUCUCCGGAACACAGCACGGGCUCUCCGGAACACAGCACGGGCUCUCCGGAACACAGCACGGGCUCUCCGGAACACAGCGCGGACACGCACGAGGAGGAAACGGAAGACGAGAAGGAGAACAAGAGAAUGAAGAGGAUGCGAAAACCCCUCAGCGAUCUGCCUCACCUCCACCCGCUGCUCGGAGAGAGCUCCAGUGAUGAAGAGUCGCAGGAGCAGGUGGAGAUGGAUGUAGACUCUCAGGAAUCGGACCCCUGGGCCCGGCUACUCAUGCCCCUCUGGCAAAAACGGAUUCUGCGCAGCUUUAAAGUUGAGCGGGAGUUCAACCGGCGUCUGGGUCUCCAGCCUCCCUACUGCGCCGUGUGCAGCCUCUUCCACACCUACGAACAGAGCGAGCUGAGAACUCUGACUCAGGGAACGUCCAUAUCUAGCGUGGAGGAGAAGCUGAGGACGAAGCCUCUGAUCCCGGAGAUGUGCUUCACGGGAAGUUCAGACGGACAGCUGUCCACUCCGAACCUGGACGAGGACGGCGCGAGUCCUCUGGUCAGCUGCUCGGUGUGCUCCGUGCGUGUACACACCAGUUGCUAUGGAGUGUCUCGAGACAGCAAUCUGGAAGGAUGGCGGUGUUCACGCUGUGAGGCUAACGCAUUUAAUCAGGACUGCUGUUUGUGUUCUUUACGAGGAGGAGCGCUGCAGAGAGCCAACAAUGAGAAGUGGGUGCAUGUGUUUUGUGCAGUAGCAGUUUUAGAAGCCAGAUUCGUGAACAUCGCUGAUCGCAGGCCGGUCGAUCUCAGUGCUAUACCGCUACAGAGAUUUAAACUGAAAUGUCACUACUGUCGGAAGCGGAUGAAGAGGGUUUCCGGCUGCUGCGUUCAGUGUUCCCACGGCCGCUGCUCGUCCUCGUUCCACCCCACGUGCGCUCAGGCGGCCGGCGUCCACAUGCACCCCGACGACUGGCCGUUCGUCGUCUUCUUCACCUGCUGGAGACACAAAGGAGGCACGAACAUCGAGCGCAACAAGGCGUCUCUGCGGGAACUGGUGGAGGGACAGAAGGUCAUCUGCAAGCACAAAAACGGCCGGUACUACCAGUGCGAGGUGAUGGAGCUCACCAAAGCGACGUUCUACGAGGUCGUCUUCGAUGACGGGUCGUUCAGCGACAAUCUUUUCCCAGAGGACAUAGUGAACAGAGACUGCGUGCGACUCGGGCCUCCAGCAGAGGGCGACGUGGUGCAGGUGCGCUGGACAGACGGACUGAUCUACGGCGCGAAGUUCGUAGCGGCUCACGUCAUCCCCAUGUACCAGUUGGAGUUCGAGGACGAGUCUCAGCUGACGGUCAAGCGGGAGGAAGUGUACUGUCUGGACGAGGAGCUGCCCAAACGUGUAAAGGCACGACUGUCCGUGGCGUCGGAUAUGCGCUUUAAAGGAGUCUUCGUGGAGAAGGAAGUCAAACAGGACUCGAAAAGACAGCGCUUCAUCAACUCGCGCUACAGAGAAGACUAUAUCGAACCUUCCAUCUACAGAGCCAUCAUGGAGUGACGUCACGCUCCGCGUGGAACGCGCCGGAACGGGACUCGUCGGACCCCGCCUCUGUUUCUAGCGUAAACAGCGAUGUCCAAACGUGACGGCCACGGGUUGUUUGUUUUGUUUUGUUUGUUUGUUUGUUUUUUUUCCCUUAAGCUCUUUAAUCCUGCCUUUAACCUGUUUUUCCACUGACACGGUGCCACUGUGGUUAAACACCAAACCUAAACAAAGAUGUCGCGUGAUCCGACGCACGAGCCUCCGAGUACACCUGCAAACCCGGCGUGUGCGCCGGCGAUCCAUCGCCUCCUACGCGCGUCUCGAUUUCAGCUCGUUUCCACUCAGAUUUUCCCAAUUUUAUGCGAAUUAGGUACAAAUCUAUAAAGAAGCGAGGGGGGAGAAAAUAAAUAAAUAAAACGAUCGUCACGACGACGCCCACGUUCCGACGUUUCUUCGGUUCCCGUUAGAGUCCGCAGCUUUUACUUCCUACCUGCAGUUCGUCCUGCAGAAAUGGAAGAGAAGCCUCUAGGCGUCCUGUUCCGUCACGUAUAGUCUCUGAUUAAAUGUGUAGAUCACGGAAGGAAGUACGGACGCAGCUAGUACACGCGCUGAUCUAGCGAGUGACGUGUAAAGCGAUCUUAAAUGCGGGUUUUAAAUAAAAGCGGUGUGUGUAAAUAGUAUAGUUGGCUUUAGGUUAUGAGUUUUGGCUACGAAUAAAAACAAUUGUAAAAAAAAAAAAAAAAAAAAAAAAUGAAGCCAGACAGGCCACGCCCACCAGAGACGAAACGGCCACGGCUGCCGUAGCGAUUUUACAAACUUUACAAAGUUCAGGGUUCUAGUUCUACCUUUUCUUACGACUGUAUUCCUCGUAAGGGGGGGGGGGGAAUAAAAUCCUUUUAGUAAAGACUAAAUCGAGUCCAGAUCAGCACCGUGUCUGUGGAAAAGCCUUUCCCGACACUCCUUAUCGUUUACGGUGGUCACGGUACGGAUCGGAUGGCGUAUCCCGGUCGAGCCGCACAUCAUCGUACACGUCGGUAGCACGGGCCGGGAUUUCCCGCCAACGCUCCAUGGAUAAAUCUCCAGGAUGAAUUCCAGCGCGUGGUCACUGUGUAAUCUACUGUAAAGAUAGAAGUUUUUUUGUUUUUUUUUUUAAAUAGGAAGGCCUAGCCUUAUAUUUUCCUUGGCUUAUUUUCCAGGCUCAGAUUCUGGGUUAACGUUUAAUUUAUAUCUCGGAUUAGUUUGGAUCGUUGCUUUUUAUCUCCUGAAAGUUUUCACCGCUUUGGCUUUGUAAAAAAAAAAAAAAAAAAAAAGAAAGAAAAAGGGGGAAAAAAAUUGUAUUUAUAUGUUUUGACUUUACGAAUGGCGUUUUUGUUCCCUUCUAGUUUUCUACUCCUUUUUACUCUGUUGAUCGUUAGGAACGAUUAUUGGCAGGUUAAAAAAAAACCCAAACGGAUGCACUUACUGACCGUUUCUCUUCUUUCCCCCUGAAUGCGGUGUGUGUGUGUGUGUGAGAUUUAAUUAGCAAAACAAGGAAAUCUUUCUUGAAUCAUGUCUCCGUUUAGAGACUUCUCUGGUUCUAGUAAUUGUAAACUCAUGACUGCUUCCUUUCUUCAUUAAAGCAGCUUGAUUUGGA
Messenger RNA from Ictalurus punctatus (channel catfish), 5279 nucleotides. It is a transcript of the gene kdm4ab, whose product is annotated as lysine (K)-specific demethylase 4A, genome duplicate b. The coding region runs from base 356 to 3664 and encodes 1102 amino acids. Gene Ontology annotation, molecular function: histone H3K9 demethylase activity; histone H3K36 demethylase activity. Gene Ontology annotation, cellular component: nucleus. Gene Ontology annotation, biological process: chromatin remodeling. The record is from RefSeq and is a predicted model, not a curated record. The transcript has 22 exons. Lineage: Eukaryota; Metazoa; Chordata; Actinopteri; Siluriformes; Ictaluridae.